Zerene cesonia (dogface butterfly) is the source of this 1667-nucleotide messenger RNA. Its product is annotated as tRNA (guanine(37)-N1)-methyltransferase. Gene Ontology annotation, cellular component: mitochondrial matrix; cytoplasm. The record is from RefSeq and is a predicted model, not a curated record. NCBI's taxonomy places the organism in Eukaryota, Metazoa, Arthropoda, Insecta, Lepidoptera, Pieridae. The transcript has 2 exons. The coding region runs from base 183 to 1484 and encodes 433 amino acids. Gene Ontology annotation, biological process: tRNA N1-guanine methylation; mitochondrial tRNA methylation.
AAACCAAAUCAAAUUGACAAGUACAAGUUUCACGCAAGUUCUACGUUUGCGUGUUUAUUUUAAAAUUACUUAAAUAAAGUCUAUUUGGAUCUUGAUACAAAUUUUAAAUACUCUGUAUUCACUGUGAAACAAACCUUCAAUGAGAAGCUGAUAUUCAAGUGUGUUGACCUUGGACUAGCAAAAUGUGCGAAUCGAAGGUUUCAUUGAUGCCGGUUGGUGUUCGUGGUAUGCGUAUUUUGGACCGCGAAAAAUUCGUACAAAAAGUGCAUGUGCCAGUGAUUGUGGUGACUGAAGACAAGAUUGCGAAAACUAGCAAAAUAUUGAAGAAUUACUUUUUCAAAUUAGAAAACUUUAAGCCAGUUCAAGACUACGUAAGUGACGACUGUAUUAAGAAAAAGAAAAUUUUUUGCCAUCCAGAAAAAAUUACCCAAUGGACAGACAUAUCCGAGUCAGAUAGAACUGCUCUUAAGCUAAACGAAGUAAGUGAAGAAAAUUUGUUUUUCGAGGAUCUUCAGCUCACUUACGACAAUUUGAAGAUCGAUAUAGUUUUUAAGGCAGUGCUCCCUGAAAAUGAAGAAAUAGUCAGUAGUUUUUCUCAAAUCGGUCAUAUCAUACACCUGAAUUUAAAAGAUCACCUGCUUGACUAUCGGCAGCUGAUAGGUCAAGUUCUUCUAGACAAAAUCAAGACAUGCAGGACAGUUGUAAACAAAAGCAACAUAAUAGACAAUACAUAUCGCAAUUUCAAGAUGGAGGUGAUUGCGGGAGAAGAGAACUUCCUGGUAACAGUAAAAGAGAAUAGGUGUCAAUUUCAGUUUGACUUCUCCAAGGUGUAUUGGAACCCUAGGUUGGGUAAGGAGCAUGAAAGGAUCUUAUCAUUUCUAAAACCAAAUGAUGUUCUAUUUGAUGUAUUUUGUGGGGUGGGCCCAUUCUCCAUACCAGCAGCAAAGCGAAGUACAAUUGUGUUCGCAAAUGACUUAAAUCCUGACUCUUACAAGUGGCUGGAACAUAAUGCAACACAAAAUAAAAUUGACAAAUCACUCAUUACAAUGUACAAUCUAGAUGGCAAAGAUUUUAUUUGUGAUAUCUUCAAACAAUACAUCAUUGACUUAUGUAAUGGUACACACAAACUAGAAAGCAAAGCGAAAAUCCAUAUAACCAUGAAUUUACCAGCAUUAGCUGUUGAAUUUCUCAAAUAUUUCAACGGUUUGAUUGAUAAACAAUUGUGUGAAAACAUACCCAAGGAUAUAACAGUGUAUGUUUAUUGUUUUGCUAUCGGUGAAGAUCCAGUGUCUGUAGCUAAGGAAAUGGUUUUAACAAACAUUGGUAUGGAUAUAUCAGAGAAUGUAAUUGAUGUGUUUAAGGUAAGAAAUGUUUCACCAAAGAAGGAAAUGAUGAGAGUGACAUUUAAUCUCACCAAAGAAGUGCUAUGUAAAAGGGUUUUAGUGGAAAGUGAUGAGCCACCAGUGAAAAAAGUAUGUGUUUAAUAUUUCGUCUUAAUGUUUUGUUGGAUUUUAUCCUGAUAUGUUUAAACAUUUAAUAAUCUGCUAGUGCAGUUUCUUUUUUAAUAAGAAAAAUUGAGUGAUGAAAUUUACGAACAAUACAAAAGUGAAGCAAGUUUAUAGUUUAUUAAACUUAUAGGUAAUGGAAAAUAAAAUAAAAUUUUGAAU